This is a messenger RNA of Mytilus californianus (California mussel), 1350 nucleotides long. RefSeq names its product elongation of very long chain fatty acids protein 4-like. Gene Ontology annotation, cellular component: endoplasmic reticulum membrane. Bases 154 to 1005 code for a protein of 283 amino acids. Gene Ontology annotation, biological process: very long-chain fatty acid biosynthetic process; fatty acid elongation, polyunsaturated fatty acid; sphingolipid biosynthetic process. NCBI's taxonomy places the organism in Eukaryota, Metazoa, Mollusca, Bivalvia, Mytilida, Mytilidae. The transcript is spliced from 8 exons. Gene Ontology annotation, molecular function: fatty acid elongase activity. The record is from RefSeq and is a predicted model, not a curated record.
CGAAAGUCAACGUUUCUGAUUGGUCAAUAUCAAUGAAAGUAAAUUUAGAUUUGUUGAGGAUCUCCGGAAUAAAUCUUAUGCAGAGUUUACCAGUUGCUAAAGAAACCGAUUUAUUCACUUUCUGGUAAGAAAGAUCAAUCACCAGUGCUGAAUAUGGGACUCUCAUCAUUCAUUGAUGAUUAUGAUGAAGUUUGGAAGAUUAAAAUGGGAGACAUAAGAACCCAAGAUUGGUUCAUGAUGACAUCACCCAUACCUACCAUUUUUAUCAUCAUGGGUUAUCUGGCAUUUGUACAUAAAGGACUUCGAUGGAUGAAAAAACGAGAGGCUUAUGAUUUAAAAAGAAUUCUACAAGUUUAUAAUUUUUGCUUAAUAUUGGUGAAUGCCUAUAUAUUUUAUGAGUUUUUUGUAUCAGCAUGGACGAAUCCCAAAGUAGAUAAAUUUUGUGCACCUGUUGACAAGUCUGAUGAUCCUCUCUCUCUCAGGUUGGCCAAUGCAGUAUGGUGGUUUUACUUCUCAAAGAUCAUUGAGUUAAUGGAUACUGUUUUCUUCAUAUUGAGAAAGAAGAAUACACAGGUUACCUUCCUCCAUGUUUAUCAUCACUCUACCAUGCCAGCUAUAUGGUGGAUUGGUGUUUUCUUUGCACCUGGUGGUGAAGCUUACCUGUGUGCCAGUAUCAACAGUUUUAUCCACAUUCUGAUGUACAGUUACUAUUUCCUGUCAUCCCUAGGACCACACAUGCAGAAAUAUCUCUGGUGGAAGAAAUACAUGACUACACUUCAACUGGUACAAUUCUGGUGGAUAAUGUUCCAUACAGUCUAUGCUAUUAAUCUGAGCUGUGGCUUUCCAAACAAAUUCAAUUGGGCCUUGGUGGUGUACGAUUUAUCCCAUAUCGUACUGUUUACAAACUUUUAUUACCAGACCUACACUAAGAAGGAAAGAAGACUUAAAUUAGAACAACAGAUGCUAGCCAAAGUGGAGGAGAUCAAAGGCAAUAAAAUGAACUAAAGAGUAAAUGAAAAGUUUGACAUGAAAAGAUCACAAAGGAGUAUGGUCUGUAAGGGCCUUAUUUGGAUCCAAAUAUUAAGUCCAUUUUUACAAAAUAAAAAAUACUUCAAGUUGAGGAAAAGACAUAAAAAUGUUAAAUAGAACUAUUUUUGGUCAAACUUUAUGCAUAAAGUAUUGAAAUGUAUAUUCCAAGUAGACCAAAAGUAGAGAUUUUUUGAAAGUUGACAACAUUGGCUGGAUUUUAACCAAAAUUCAGUCUAGGAUACAUAGAGUACAGCAAUUGACACAUAAAAUAUUCAAAUCAGAGUUGUACUUGAAUAUAUUAACUUAUUUUUAAAAUAUCAU